This is a messenger RNA of Lipotes vexillifer (Yangtze River dolphin), 1918 nucleotides long. It is a transcript of the gene TMEM86A, whose product is annotated as transmembrane protein 86A. The transcript is spliced from 3 exons. Bases 138 to 860 code for a protein of 240 amino acids. Gene Ontology annotation, cellular component: membrane. The record is from RefSeq and is a predicted model, not a curated record. Gene Ontology annotation, molecular function: hydrolase activity. NCBI's taxonomy places the organism in Eukaryota, Metazoa, Chordata, Mammalia, Artiodactyla, Lipotidae.
CUCAGCGCCCGGCGCGCGGGAGGUAUUGUCCAUCACUGGGGCUUUGUUACGUCGUCGCCUCCCCACCUGGCUGCGGGCGCGUCCUGGCAGCUGCAGCCUGGCGCCGGGUGCCAGCUGCUGCGGCCGCCGCCUCCGCCAUGGUGUCCCCGGUCACUGUGGUGAAGAGUGAGGGACCCAAGCUGGUGCCCUUCUUCAAAGCCACUUGUGUGUAUUUUGUGCUCUGGCUGCCCUCGUCAAGCCCGUCGUGGGUCAGCGCCCUCAUCAAGUGCCUGCCCAUCUUCUGCCUCUGGCUCUUCCUUCUGGCCCACGGCCUGGGAUUCCUGCUGGCCCACCCCAGUGCCACCCGCAUCUUUGUGGGGCUCAUCUUCUCUGCUCUAGGUGACGCCUUCCUCAUCUGGCAGGACCAGGGCUACUUUGUGCACGGUCUGCUGAUGUUUGCUGUGACCCACAUGUUCUAUGCCUCGGCCUUUGGCAUGCGGCCACUGGCUCUUCGGACAGGUCUGGUGAUGGCAGUACUGUCGGGCCUGUGCUAUGCCCUCCUCUACCCAUGCCUCACAGGUGCCUUCACCUACCUGGUGGGGGUCUAUAUGGCCCUUAUCAGCUUCAUGGGCUGGCGGGCUGUGGCAGGGCUACAGCUGGUUGGGACUGCCUGGCGCUGGACUGAGCUGGCGGCGGGCAGCGGUGCACUGCUCUUUAUUGUCUCAGACCUGACCAUCGCCCUCAACAAGUUCUGCUUUCCUGUGCCCUACUCGCGGGCCCUCAUCAUGUCCACCUACUACGCCGCCCAGAUGCUCAUCGCCCUGUCAGCUGUCGAGAGCCGGGAGCCAGUGGAAGACUACAGACUGAGCAAGGUCAAAUGAGGGGCCAGGUUCUCGUCACCCCUCUCUUCUCCUGGCGCUGGGGUCCGGAACCUGGGAACCUGCAAGAGCUGGAUCAGGAUGGCUGAAGUACCAGCCUGGGGCAGCAGGUACCACCUGUGAAAUGCACAAGUUUGAGGGGAUAAGCAGCAAAAGGAUCUUUCUAGCAAAGCUAGUGGUCCAGGACAAUGCUGAGAACUAAUAAGAGCCAGCUUGAUGCUCCUUGCUGGAGCCAGGAGAAGAUAUCUCCCCACCUGUACCCCAUCCAGACUGUCAGAGCCCCUCUGCAGGGCCAUGGUGCUCAUCCUCUCAACCUCCCCUACUUCUACUAGGUGGAAGAGUCUAACUCACCCGCUUCCAGUCUUUCUGACUUGCACAGAGUUGAGGGAGGAGGGGAGGAGUCUGUGCUGAGAUGACCCACGUCCAGGGCUUGAAGCCCCUUUCACAGGCCGCUAGUCGGGAAGAUUGGAUGAGGUGGAGUCUCCCUUUCCCACAUCUAUCCUUGUUACUUGAACAAUCUUAAUCUCUAAGUGUUGGGUGGGAAGGUGAAGGGGUGUCUAUCCAGGUAGGCAAGAUUGGGGACUACUUUGGCCUGGGAGUUUGGGGUACCAAGGGUUCAAGUUGGUCCCAUCUCUCAAAGGCCGUCCCAGAACUCAGGCCCCAUACCACCACCCUCAGACCCUAUCCCCAGGGCUAGGGUGAACCACGCCAAAGGAAGGGGCCAGCCUGUGUGUGCGUCUGUUUGUGAGUCUUGUGUGUGUAGUCUGUCUCCCAGCCUAUCUAUGUCUUACUCUGCCAGCUGUCUCUGACCUGCUGUGUGUCAAAGUCUUUUAGGGAGAGGGCCUCAGGGAGCUGCUGAGGGGUUGCUGAGCCUGGUUCAGAGAGCUGGGACGCCCCCCACAUACACACCCACUCUCAGGUCUUUCCUCCUUGCCCCUUCUGCACUGGGAGUGAGAGGAGGGGGCUCCAGUGACACUCUAGGGUCAUAAGACCCGAGGCACAUUCAAUGCAAGGGGAGCAAGGAUGGGACAACUCCAUCCUAUUGCUCGUGUGAAAAAAAA